AAAUCAUAAAGAAAAGAAGGGAAAAAAAAAAAAAAUGCACCCCAGAACAUAAAUGAUGAUAAAAUUUAUGAUUUAUAAAGUUGUGCUUAGGAGAGUGCAGAUUCCCUAAGACACCCUUUUGUUUUCUUUUCACAACUCUACAUCCCAAAGAAAACAACAUUUAUGCUUAUCCCAUCCUAAAGAAGUAUGCCAUGUAACUUAUCACAUUACAUCUCUACUAAUGUUGUAUUAGAGAAUACCAUAAGAAGCGGAUUCUAUUCAAUUACUCUCAAAGAUUUAAAUUUUAUUCAAGGACAUAUCUGUAAUUUGACAUGGGUGCUGAGAAUACUCUUACUCAGCACUCAAAAAACAGAUAUUAAGCGCCAAUGGGAGAAAGCAACUGGGCAAAGCAAAGCUUGUGUGUUUUUAUAAAAAAAGGAUUUUGAUUUUAGGGAGCCAAAACCAAAAACACAAGUACAGCACAGUAUCAUAGCACCGGAUUUGAGAGCCUAUAAUUCAGCCAAAAUUCAUAACUUGGUCAGAAUCCGAAACUGCCUCAUUUGUUGGUCUCUGCUUGCAUGCCCAACACUAUGCCACAAAUCCCCAGUGCUUAAUUUUGUUGAGUUGUCCAUUGGCAAUUUAAGCAGUCUUCUUUAGGGCUAUAAGCAUGUUGUGAGUUUCUGUGCAUUUUUUACACUGAAAAAAAAAAAAAAAAAAGUUUCUUCAGAGGGUGGUUUUCAGCUAAGAAUGUCUACCUCUGUGAGUGUGAAAAAGCUCGAGGAGCAGCUAAAGGAUGCUGGCAAAGACCUCCUUAGUCCUCCAUCCUCCUUUAGUGAUCUUCUCAGUUUUCUUGAUAGAGUUCAUAAUUUAUUAUCAAGUGUGGAGCAAGCACCGUCCAAAUCUGUGCAAGAUGCACUUUUCCCCUUAAUGACGGCACUGAUUUCAAAUGAACUUUUGAGGCACUCAGAAAUGGAUGUGAAGGUUUCAGUGCUAUGUUGCAUUACUGAGAUUACAAGAAUAACAGCACCAGAUGCUCCAUACGACGAUGAACAAAUGAAGGAAAUUUUUCGGCUGACUGUAGCAGCUUUUGAAAAAUUAUCGCAUGUAUCUGGUCGCUGUUAUACCAAGGCAAUGUGUAUUCUUGAAACAGUUGGGGUCAGGUCGUCCUUGAUGAUGCUGGACCUUGAGUGUGAUGCAUUGGUUAUCGAGAUGUUUCAACAUUUCCUAAAUACUAUACGGUCCAAUCAUCCACAUGCAGUAUUUUCGGCCAUGGAAAGAAUAAUGAUAUUGAUUGUCGAGGAGAGUGAGGAAAUUUCCUUGGAUCUUCUCAGACCUCUUUUAUCAAGUGUCAGAAAGGAAGAUCAGAAAACUUCGCCUAUUUCUUGGACAUUGGGGCAGAAAGUUAUCACCAAUUGUGCUGCCAAGCUCAGGCCAUGUCUCAUGGAGGCAGUAAAGUCAAAGGACAUUGCUUUGGUUGAUUAUGCUCAAAUUGUGGCUACUAUAUGCGAAAAUGGAUCUGGUGACCUGAAAAAUAAUUUUGGCAAUGAUCUGAGAGAAGAUCUGGAAAAGGAGAACAAGUUGGAAGGAAAGGCAGCUCCGCUUGAACCAGCCAAUUAUGAGACUGAGGAACUUGCACCAAACGGUGUUUGCCCUGAAAAAACUAAAACUGUGGAUGGUACUUCCAAAUCAGUCGGCAAUGAUGCUGCUCCAACUAGGAAUGAUGAUGUCACUAGUGAAGGUUCUUCAAAAAAAUUACAGCGAUGUCGUCUUAUGAAGCAUUUCAAGAAAGCUGAUUCAAAAGGGAAUGCUGAAUCUGAUAAUACACUUCCAAUGAAGGAAGAUGAAUCAGAAACUGAGCCAGACUCAGCUCCUAAAAAAAGAGGCCGGAGACCAAAUUCUUUGAUGAACCCAGAGGAAGGCUAUGAUCAUUCUUGGAUUUGUAGCAGUAAAAGAACUCGCAAUCCACCUUGCAGCAAAAAGUCUAAUGACAAUGACAGCGAUGAUUCACCUUCUGAAAACCCAGUUUCCAGUAAGGUCAUGACUGGACCACCAGGUUUGCAACCUAAAGGUGAUGAGACCACAGGAGCUGCUCCAUCUGAAAAUGAUAACCUUCCUGAUGGAAGCUGUCGUAAAAGGGGCAGGCCAAAGAAAGGGAGAAACACAGGAAAGGAGCUUGAGGGGACCAGUAUCAUGGAAGGAGAAACACAGAAUUGCUCAAAAGAAAUUGGGCUUGUUGCAAAGAAUAAGGAAAGUGCUGUUGCUUCUGCACAUGUAAUUGCACAGAAGAAAGCUGCAGUUACUUCCCAUCCUGAUGAAGAACCACUGCAGCAGUCAAUUAUGAAGUUAGGGGCUGCAAAAAUAAACAAGCAUGUACCAGUCCUAAAGGGCACUAAGCAUAGGAGAAAGGUUGAUAAUGAUAAAGAUGCCAAUGAAGCAUCUGGUAUUAAGAUAAAAACUUCUGAUACAGCAACUAAACCAUUGGAUGGAGACAAAAAUGUUAAUGAAGCAUCUGGUUGCAAGAUAAUAACUUCUGAGACUGCAACUGGUAACAAGAUAGUAACUUCUGGGACUGCAACUAAACCAUCAUAUGGAGUUGCAAGUUACAUGGAAGGAACUCAUAAAACAUCAAUCAAGAGAAAGCAUAUAAUUGGAAAGGAAGAGGCAUCUGAAAUAUCUGCUGACAAUGAAGAAUUGGUUGGAUGCAGAAUAAAGGUUUGGUGGCCACUUGAUAAAAUGUUUUAUGAAGGUGUUGUCCAUUCUUAUGACCCUGUUAAGAAAAGGCAUAAGGUGUUAUAUGAUGAUGGGGAUGAGGAAAGAUUGAACCUCAAAGAGGAACAAUGGGAACUGAUUGGAGAUCGUGGUUUGCCGGAUGAAGGCCAAAAGACUGAUAUUCUGGAGCCUGAUGCAUCCUUUGAUAGCAGUCCAAAAAUGUAUAGGCGGAAGCCAAAGUCAGAUCAAGCAAAGCCUGAUUCUUCCUCAACAAGACAUGGAGCAUCAUCACGCAAAUCCGGCAAAAAAUAUACAAGGCUGCGCAAAUCUGCAGCAUUGAACAAGCCAACACUCAAAGAUGAACCGGUGGAUGAUCCAUCAGCAAUAGAUGACAGACUGGAAGAUGAUGGCAAAUUAUCUACUGGCAAGCAGAAGGAAGAUAGGAAGGAAGACAGGAAGAAAGAUGGGAAGGAAGAUGAGAAGAAGACUAGUUUAGACCCCAGGCAAACUGCACGUGAAACUAUAGCCUUGCCUAAUGAAGAGAGCCCCAAAGGCGAUAUUGAAUCUUCCAGCAAGGAAUGUGCCAACAAGGAUGCAAAGGAAGAGUCAAGUUUGGUUUCAUCUGAAUCAGAAAGGUGAGCUGUGUACAGAAAAGACAUAUUAGUUGUGGAUGGAAAUGCUCAACGGUGCAUAAUUUUGGCUCAAGUACAGAAGUCUGUUUUGUAUUUUAUUUUAUUUUUUUAAACAUAUUUAGUUAUAGAAACUUCAUACUUGGAUACAGUGGGUUUUGCCCUCUUUUAUAUAGGGUUUAUAUAAGAGUUUAUCUUUGAACUUUUCAUAA
Ziziphus jujuba (common jujube) is the source of this 3529-nucleotide messenger RNA. RefSeq names its product sister chromatid cohesion protein PDS5 homolog C. Lineage: Eukaryota; Viridiplantae; Streptophyta; Magnoliopsida; Rosales; Rhamnaceae. Gene Ontology annotation, biological process: mitotic sister chromatid cohesion; DNA repair. The record is from RefSeq and is a predicted model, not a curated record. Gene Ontology annotation, cellular component: nucleus; chromatin.